This is a messenger RNA of Homalodisca vitripennis (glassy-winged sharpshooter), 408 nucleotides long. RefSeq lists its product as uncharacterized. The transcript has 3 exons. NCBI's taxonomy places the organism in Eukaryota, Metazoa, Arthropoda, Insecta, Hemiptera, Cicadellidae. The coding region runs from base 1 to 408 and encodes 135 amino acids. The record is from RefSeq and is a predicted model, not a curated record.
AUGACUAGAUCUAGUAUUCGUGGCACACUGCAAACCAGACAUCGUGUGCUGCCUGGGUUGGCCGCAAGAUUGGAAAAGACCAAAGGCAGGAUUGAACGUUGGGUACCGUUCCCGUUCUACUGCAACAGAUUGACAACAGGUGCUUUCAUGAUUUUGAGAAGCACAGACAACAAUAUGAAGAAUUUUUACCAAUAUUACAGGAUGUCUGUUAGCUCAUUUGAUGAACUUUUACAUCUUGUCAGUGACGGUCUGAUGAAGAAAGAUACCAACAUGAAAAGGAGUAUUGAGCCAGCUGAAAGACUUGCUAUAACCAUCAGGUAUUUGGGCUGUGGAAUGAACUUCAGUGACCUUGAAUUCGAAUAUCAAGUAUCAAGAAAAACAAUACGUCUCGUUGUUGAGGAGACCUGA